Messenger RNA from Jatropha curcas, 2671 nucleotides. The record is from RefSeq and is a predicted model, not a curated record. Lineage: Eukaryota; Viridiplantae; Streptophyta; Magnoliopsida; Malpighiales; Euphorbiaceae.
AAAAUGAUGGCUCUAGCAGACCCAGCAAUGCACUCGCAGAACCACUAUGGCUCUACCAGACCCAGCAAUGCACUCACAGAGAUCUUCCACCCCCGCAUUAUCUUCUCCUCGUUCGACUUCUUCCUUUCAUUCUACUCCAAAAAUCCCAAAAACUAAAAUGGCAGUUUAUAAAUUGGAAUCUGAUACCAUUUUCCUUCGCUGCUCUGAUAAAGUCAGAAUAGACAUAUACGAGCUAGCCGCUGCGACCGCCGCCGCAUCCUCCUCUGUAAUUAAAACGACAGACUGGAAGUACCUAACCACUGUCGGACCCGACCUCGAAUACGACUCCGUUGAGAUUUUCGGAGUCGAGAUCAGUGGACUCGCAUUCAACAAUUUAGCAGCAGAACUCUGCAAUUUUCGCUUAAUCGUUAAUCGCGAAGGCUACUGUUAUUUCAACAUAGGAGCGAUCGUCGAUCCAUCAUUUGGUGUAAACUAUUACAGACUAAACGAUCUGUUUUGCUGGUCUAAGUAUGGAAUCAAGCAGGAAAUCACUUCGAUUUGGAAUCGCGGUGAUAUAAUUUCAGGUGGUGAGCCUUUAAUCAAUUUUGAAACACAAUACAGAACACUAAAAAUUUUUGAACUAGAACUCGAAUUAUCCAAAGAAGAAAUUGCUUCUUUGAAAAUAGAACUAGAGAGUUGCCAAAACGGAAACUCCAGGGUUUUAGCACCACCACCACGGCAGCCACUUCCCCCGCCGCCACCGAUUAGAUUCCAUGUCUUAUCUUCUCCUCUUCCUUGCCAGUUUAACGUUAGUUGGAUAUUGAGGAAGUUCAAUGUUGUGGAUGAAGAUGUAACAGGGCUGUUCCCAAGAACUGUGAGUGUUUAUGUGAGUGAUGGAGGAUUUGAUGGUGAGAAUUGGAGAUUUAUGAGAGGAGAAGAGAACAACAGAACAUAUAUGGUUGGAUUUUAUGGAGGAGAGUUGGGACAAGUUGAAUUUUAUGAGAAUGUUGUUAAUGUUCCAUACAACAGAGGAGUGACUUUGCUUUCGGAUGUCUACUUCUUUGUUGCUCUAAUUGCUGGAAUUGGUUUCAGGUAUAAGGACAAAUACAAUAGGCCAUGAGGUGCGAGAUAUAGUGUAUUGAAUGGCAGAUUGUCGAAGGACUUGCUACGGGGAGGCUUGAUGCAAUGCUCUUCACUAUCCCUGGGCCAGUAUGCAGGACGAGCUUUACGUGAGUUAGGUUACAAGCAUCACACGUUAGUGAGAGGAGAUGAUGUUUCUAUAGAGAAUUAACUCUAUGGACCUUAUAGGCAAUAGCCUAAAGUGUGUAUCUUGCUAUAGGUGAAAGUUUCGAUAUAGGUAAUACUAUACAGCCUGCAAAUUCUCCGAAGGCCAGUCUCGGAUGUGCUGGACCAUUAUGUAUAUGACUUGUUAAGCCUUUAUAAUCAGAUUUUAUGCUAAUACCUUCCGAGGAUGCAUAGUUGACCUAAAUUAUUAGCAUAGUCUAGGUACCAUAUGGGCAUUAAAAGCUUGUACCGAAUGUCCUAAGCUCUGUCUCGUUGUCCUUGACUUUUAAAAUUUUCAAAUGCAAAUUGCAGAACCGGUAUAACUUUACCAUUAAUGCACUCGCCAAGAUCUUCCACCACCGCGCUCUUCUCCGAUUCAACUGCUUCCUCUCAUUCUUCUCCAAAAUUCUCAACAACUAAAAUGGCAGUUUAUAAAUUGGCUCCAAUACCAUUUUCCUUCGUUGCUCCGAUGGGGUCAGAGUAGACACGUUUGAACUAGCCGACCCCGCCGCAUCCUCCUCUGUAAUUAAGCCGACAGACUGGCAGUACUUGGCCACUAUCGGACCUGACCUUGAAUACGCCGCCGUUGAGAUCUUUGGAGUUGAGAUCAGUGGACUCGCAUUCAACAAUUUAGCAGCAGAACUCCGCAGUUUUCGCUUAAUCGUUAAUCGCGAAGGCUACUGUUAUCUCAACACAGCAGCAAUCAUCGAUCCAUCCUUUGGUGUAAACUAUUACAGAUUAAACGAUCUGUUUUGCUGGUCUAAAUAUGGAAUCAAACCGGAAAUCACUUCGAUUUGGAAUUGCGGUGACAUAAUUUCAGGAGGCGAGUCUUUAAUCAACUUCGAAAUACUAAAUAAAACUCUAAAACUCUUUGAAGAAGAACUUGAAUUAUCCAAAGAAGAAAUUGCUUCUUUGCAGAUAGAACUAGAGAAGUGCCAAAUCAGAAGAUCCGGCGUUUCAUCACCGACAUCACUGCCUCCGCGGCCAAUUCAACCGCCGCCACCGAUUAGAUUCCAUGUCUUACCUUCUCCUCUCCCCAACCAGUAUAAUAUUAGCUGGAUAUUGAGAAAUUUCAAUGUUGUGGAUGAAGAUGUAACAGGGCUUUUUCCAAGAAAUGUGAGUGUUUAUGUGAGUGAUGGAGGAUUUGAUUGUGAGAAUUGGAGAUUCAUGAGAGGAGAAGAGAACAACAGAACAUAUAUGGUUGGGUUUUAUGGAGGAGAGUUUGGACAAGUUGAAUUUCAUAAUAAUAUUGUUAAUGUUCCAUACAACAGAGGACUGACUUUGCUUUCUGAUGUUUACUUCUUUGUGGCUCUAAUUGCCGGGAUUGGUUUCAGGUUUGCUUUUUUGUAUUAAUUUUUUUUUCAUUUUUAUUUUGAAAUUAUAAGAUUUCUUGUUUUUGUUUUGGGAA